This is a messenger RNA of Penicillium waksmanii, 1053 nucleotides long. RefSeq names its product zinc-dependent alcohol dehydrogenase. The record is from RefSeq and is a predicted model, not a curated record. The transcript is spliced from 3 exons. The coding region runs from base 1 to 1053 and encodes 350 amino acids. Lineage: Eukaryota; Fungi; Ascomycota; Eurotiomycetes; Eurotiales; Aspergillaceae. Gene Ontology annotation, molecular function: zinc ion binding; oxidoreductase activity.
AUGUCCAUUCCCGAGAUUCAAUGGGCGCAAGUGGCCGAGAAGGUUGGAGGUCCACUGGUGUACAAGCAAAUUCCGGUUCCAAAGCCUGGUCCUGAUCAGAUUCUUGUGAAAAUUCGCUAUACUGGAGUUUGCCAUACCGACUUGCAUGCCAUGAUGGGCCAUUGGCCGAUUCCGGUCAAAAUGCCUUUGGUGGGAGGACACGAAGGUGCUGGAGUGGUUGUAGCCAAGGGCUCUUUGGUCGAAGGAUUUGAAAUUGGUGACCACGCUGGUAUCAAAUGGUUGAAUGGAUCGUGCAACGAGUGUGAAUUUUGCCGUCAAUCAGACGACCCAUUGUGUGCCCAUGCACAGCUCUCUGGGUAUACUGUGGAUGGGACUUUCCAGCAGUACGCUGUUGGUAAGGCUACUCAUGCCUCAAAAAUCCCGAAGGGUGUUCCUCUGGAUGCAGCUGCCCCAGUUCUCUGUGCCGGCAUUACCGUCUACAAGGGCCUGAAGGAAUCCGGAGUUCGUCCCGGUCAGACAGUUGCAAUUGUUGGAGCUGGAGGUGGUCUUGGGUCCCUUGCUCAGCAGUAUGCUAAGGCCAUGGGAAUCAGAGUAGUGGCGGUAGAUGGAGGUGAUGAAAAGAAAGCCAUGUGUGAGCAGCUCGGUACUGAGACUUAUGUUGACUUUACAAAGUCCAAGGACCUUGUUGCUGAUGUAAAGGCUGCAACUCCCGAUGGCCUCGGAGCUCAUGCGGUUAUCCUCUUGGCAGUUUCCGAAAAGCCCUUCCAACAGGCUACUGAAUAUGUCCGCUCCCGUGGAACGAUCAUAGCUAUAGGAUUGCCACCAGAUGCGUACCUGAAGGCCCCAGUUAUAAACACUGUUGUUCGCAUGAUCAGUAUCAAGGGAAGCUAUGUUGGAAAUAAGCAAGAUGGUGUGGAAGCUCUCGACUUCUUCGCACGAGGCUUGAUCAAAGCCCCAUUCAAGCUGGCCCCUCUCAAGGAUCUCCCGAAGAUUUUCGAACUGAUGGAACAGGGAAAGAUUGCAGGUCGAUAUGUUCUUGAAAUGCCAGAGUAG